This is a messenger RNA of Symbiodinium sp. CCMP2456, 1152 nucleotides long. The record is from the annotation of a GenBank genome assembly. NCBI's taxonomy places the organism in Eukaryota, Dinophyceae, Suessiales, Symbiodiniaceae.
AUGUUUCGUUCCGGCAGGGACCAGCUCCUGGCGGAAAAAUGCCGCUGCCAAAGUUUCGCAGACGGCUGCAUCGAGCUCCAGUUGGUGAUUACGACUGAGAUCUUGCGUUCCUCAUUGAGCUCUGCCCUGGCUUUGGAGGCUUUGCAGGGCCUUCACGGCAUCGCCAAGGAGAGCGCAGGAGAUCCAAAGGUCUGGUCGGCAGUGGAGGCUGAAGUUUGGGAUAGCCUAAAUCAGCCAUUGCGAGAUGUUCAAGAUUUGGCCACUUCAGUCCUCAUGGCAGCUGCUGGCGCUGGCAGAUCUGGAACGCGAGAGGAAGUCUUGGAGCGUCUCGAAAGUCAAGAUGAGCGCUCCAGGCUCGUCGCUGUGCAGAUGCUGGGCAUCAUGGGUGAUGCAUCAGCAGACGCGCUGAGGCGGCGGCUGUUAGACCCGAGCGAUACGGUGCGGGCAGCGGCGGCAGAGGCUUUGGCUUCUCGCCCGGAGUUCCUGGAUCAAGCGGCCAGGUUCGCUUUAAGCGCCUUGCUCCAUGACCGGAGUGCUCUGGUUCGGACGGCGGCCAUGCGCGGCCUCGCCCGCUUCGUCUCAAUGAGCGGAUGUCCUGUUUGUGCUCCAGCAGGCGACCCUCAACAAUAUGCAGAUAGGCUGGAAUUCGCUUUUCUCGCAGUCUUAGCACGCCUUCAGCACCCUGAUCCGUCGGUGCGCAGCUCUGUGGCUGGUGCCGCGGGUGCUGUGCUCAAUGCUGCAGCGCGGCGUCGCUGCGAACGCUGCAAUUGCCGACGUCGCCCGGAGGCGGCAGAGGAGACGAGCUUUGCCACCAUGGCUGCUCAAGCCCUCUCCGCCUGUUUGGCCGAUGAAUGUGCUGCAGUACGUGCGUUGGCAUUGCAAGCUUUGGCAGAGUUUCAUGGAGGGAACGGGAAAGAUAGAAAGAUCAUGGCACCGGAGCUCUCUGCACUCAAGAAUCAGGUGGCCCCUUGCCUAAAGCACAUGGACGCCGGAGUCCGUGUCGCAGCCACGCGUGCGACUGUUCGCCUUGUACAGAAUGGCGACAGGGAGUCGAUCCAGGUUCUUCAGCGGCUGGUGCAGAAAGACACCGACAUCAGUGUCCGGACGGCAGCGAAAAAUGCUCUGCUGGCGCUGGGGGUGGACCCCUUUUAA